CCAAGGUAAUGAUGUCGUCACCAAGGGACGACAAGAAUAGAACCCAAAUCCCUUGACUCCCCAGCUUGUGUUUUCCACUAAUUGUGCUCCUUUCUACCCAUCAGAGGGUAUCAAACGUAAAAGAGAAGGGAGUGGACACAAAUGAGCCAAGCCCGAGAGGUGGAGACCGCACUGAAGGUCCUCAGGAAUCACUCUUUGCCACUUUCCGUUGUUUUGGCCUAAGAAGAUGAAAGCAGCAGCAGCCACAAACCCCUGGGACCAAGAACUGGAACUAGACAAUGAGUUACAAGGUACCAAUAGUUCUGGAUCAUUGGGUGGUCUUGAUGUUCGAAGACGAAUUCCUAUAAAGCUCAUCUCCAAACAAGGGAACAAAGCCAAAGCUUCACCGCGCACCCCGAGGACAAUAAACAGGAUGCCUGCAAAGGCUCCGCCUGGGGAUGAAGGAUUUGAUUAUAAUGAAGAAGAACGGUAUGACUGUAAAGGGGGCGAACUGUUUGGAAAUCAGCGAAGAUUUCCUGGACACCUUUUUUGGGACUUUCAGAUAAACAUCCUAGGUGAAAAGGAUGAUACACCAGUUCAUUUCUGUGACAAAUGUGGAUUGCCUAUUAAGAUAUAUGGGCGAAUGAUUCCAUGCAAGCAUGUUUUUUGCUAUGACUGUGCUAUUUUACAUGAAAAAAAGGGAGAUAAGAUGUGUCCAGGCUGUAGUGAUCCUGUGCAGCGGAUUGAGCAGUGCACACGAGGUUCUCUCUUCAUGUGUAGCAUUGUGCAAGGCUGCAAGAGAACAUACCUGUCUCAGAGAGACUUGCAGGCUCAUAUCAACCACCGCCACAUGAGAGCUGGAAAACCCGUUACCCGUGCUUCACUUGAGAAUGUUCAUCCUUCUAUUGCCCCACCACCCGCCGAGAUCCCUGAUCGUUUUAUCAUGCCGCCAGACAAGCAUCAUAUGAGCCAUAUUCCGCCAAAGCAGCACAUCAUGAUGCCACCACCUCCUUUGCAGCAUGUGCCACACGAGCACUAUAAUCAGCCCCAUGAGGAUAUUCGGGCUCCUCCCGCAGAAUUGUCCAUGGCUCCACCUCCACCUCGUUCGGUCAGUCAGGAAACCUUUCGUAUUUCAACAAGGAAACACAGCAAUUUAAUAACCGUCCCCAUUCAGGAUGACUCCAACUCAGGUGCUAGAGAACCACCACCUCCUGCCCCAGCACCUGCUCACCACCACCCCGAGUACCAGGGCCAGCCCGUGGUGUCGCACCCUCAUCACAUCAUGCCUCCACAGCAGCAUUACGCACCUCCGCCCCCGCCUCCUCCUCCAAUAAGCCAUCCAAUGCCACACCCGCCCCAGGCCGCAGGGACUCCUCACUUGGUGUACAGCCAAGCUCCACCUCCUCCAAUGACCUCUGCUCCACCGCCAAUCACCCCGCCCCCAGGACACAUCAUGGCCCAGAUGCCACCGUAUAUGAACCACCCUCCUCCGGGACCGCCCCCCCCUCAGCACGGUGGUCCGCCUGUAACUGCACCCCCUCCUCACCAUUACAACCCCAACUCUCUACCCCAGUUCACUGAAGAUCAAGGAACUCUGAGCCCCCCAUUCACCCAGCCAGGGGGCAUGAGCCCUGGCAUAUGGCCCGCACCCAGAGGGCCGCCGCCGCCUCCACGAAUGCAGGGCCCACCUUCUCAAACCCCACUGCCUGGACCACAUCAUCCAGACCAGACAAGAUACAGACCAUAUUACCAGUGAUGAGAGCAUUUUGAACUGGAGCUAGGAGAAAAUGCCUAUGUAUAGUCGAUCUUUUAAUUAAGUUUUGGCUGUUUGGGGAAGGAAAACACCUCUUACUGAGGUAGCUGUAAAACACCUAGGAUCUUGUCUCUUAAAAUGGUUUUAAAUCUUCACCUUAGGAUUAAUUGCAAGUACUGUCCUGUAGUGCGGAUAAGUGGCUCAGUGGAGCUCGCCUAUAUUUGAACACGUUUGUUCCCGUAGUGUGGUAAAUUGACCCCGAGGUGACCGUUUGUAAAAAAUUUGAAAAAAGUUUUUCAUUGUUCCACUUUUCAAAAGUACUGCUUUUGUUAAACCCAGUUUAGUUUUUCUUGUGAUACAUUUUGUUAACCUGUGUAAAAGGAUUAAAUUUCAAUAUGGUUGUAAAAAUGCUAUUUUUAUGUGAAUUUAAGUGCAGCCACAUACUGUUUUUUAAAACCAUAUGUUUUACCACUAAUUUCCCAAAGUUACAAUAAAAACCUAAAAGUAAAAAUCUACUAGAAUUUACUGUAAGGCAGACUGUUAAAUGGUAGAGAAUAAUUACACAUUUUAGGCACUGAAAUUUUGAGGUAUAUUAAGUAUAUAAUGCACUUCACUUGGAGGCCUUUUCAUCUUCAGGCAGCCUCAGGAGCACCAAAACACAUUGAAAUUCCAGACUAAGAUCUGUUUGUAAUAUUAAAGGGCAUUACUAGUUAUUCGGAAAGAUAUAGCCAAAGUCAUUGACUCUCCAGGCUGCAAGCCGUUGGAGGAUGCUGUUACUCAUGAAUGCUUUUUACUGAAUGGUUGGAAUCACAUGAGUCACCACACUUAUUAAUCUUAAGUAACAUUAUUUUAUAGAACUGUUUCAGUGGUGUUCUUUAGAUGAAGUGUGUUCUACUCUGCUCAUUAUCUUAAAUAUUUAGGGCUGAAUGGGCGUUACGUAAUUACUCAGUUCAUGGUAGAGUUUGAUCCUGCGCUUAAAUGGAGAAUUGUUUCUUGGGUUUUCAAUUACAAUUGGAAUGCCAGGGAGGGAUUUUGAAUACUGUAUUAAUGAAAGACAUUCCUGUAGUCACAAACUGGCAUUGCACAGAUUUCACUACUGUGUGGUAAGGGUUCUUCCUCUAACUUGAAAUUUAAAACUAUUAAUGAUUUCCUUUUUCUUUUACUGGUUAAGCAGUCUAACGCUUGGGACAUGUUAGCAUGGAGUCGACCAGAUGAUUUUGUAUUGGAGAAGAGAAAAGCAAUGACUAAAUUGUGAAUUUCAGUGCUUUACAAGGUGCCUUUAGAGUCAGCUUUUGCAUUAUAGGGCUUGUUACAGUCCAGCUAAGAUGACCACUUACAGUUUCUACAGAACUGAUAUGUACAAUUCAAUAUUCUUAGGAUAUUGUAUAUCCUUUGAAUAAACCCCUGUGAAGUAUUUCCUCCCCCACUAAAAUGGUGCAAAUAUAAACAUGAAAUGUGUAGUAUGCAGAUAUCAUUUAUUAAAUAGUUUGUAGUGUAUAAAUUUAGAACAUUUCUUUUUGACAAAGGGUGAAAUGAUUGCUAAUUUACCAUUUAAUUCAGUCAGGUACAGGCAAAAUAAUUUCUCAUCUGGGAUAAUCAGAUGCAAAGUCAUCUAUGAACUUAGAGCUGAAGUUAGAAAUAAUAUAAAUGGCCAUUUCAAACGUGACCAGUCAAAAAAAUAAUACACUUUUUUUUUAAGUGAUUUUUCACAAUUAACAAUUUGAGAGUCCAGUGUUAAUGUAAUAUUUCUAAUGAGAAAUUUUUGUUAUUAGAAGCAUGGGAGUGAAAUAGUGUGAAAAGUUGGUGAGUACUUCUAUCAUAUUACUGUAGGUACUUGGACUGGUGCAAACUUGAUUCCCUUUCAUGCCCCUUUUUAGGAGCUGUUAAAAAUAUUACUGUUGAAAAUCCAAUACCAUUCUUUGUUUCAUGUAAUAUGAAAAUAGCCAAAUUUACUUCAGAGCUUCUCAGCUGUUUUUGAAGAGCUCUUCUGUUUUUAUUGAAAUUCGCUAGAGUUGAUUGUGGUACGAAACCACUUAGGUAUUGGACAUAAAAUUAGUACCAUGAUAAAAUUCCACAUGUUAAGAGAAUUCUCGUAGGCUUUUUAAAAAAUUAUUUUCAGUUAGGUUUAAGAAAUGCAAUGCAGGGAGGCAGAUCAUAUGAAUUUUUAGCAGACAAAAUUUUUAAAUGGUGACUUGACUUCAUCCAGUUAUUGUUUGAACGAGGGUGGGUGGGCAGAAGGAUUAAAAAAAUAAAUCGCUGUUGGUGUUUCUUUCCUUAAGGAAAAAGAUGUGAAUCCCAGCCUUAUAUCAGGGAAGCCUUUGAAUCUAUGAUGGACAUAAGUCUAAAUUAAAUGUAUGUAUGUUUCAUUAUAUUGCUCUUAAGACUACUGAGGUGGCAGUUUAAUUCUUAAAAACAAUAAAAUGGAAGCAUAAAUACUAUUUUGCCUAAAUGAGUUUUUACCUAAUGAUGACAACAUUUGGGAGAAUGCAGAAUUUCCAUGGUUAUGUUGAUACAGCAUUUACAGUAAAAUUAGAUUCACUUUUUUAGAGAUUAAAACCCAAAAGUUGAAUGUUAAAUUUCUUCAGUGGCAUGCUUGUUUGGAGCGUUAUAUAGUAUUUGGGAAAAUUGUUGCAAAGGCCAUAAGAAACUAUAUCCAUUUUGCCCUUUAAAAACCACUGGCUUAAAAUUGUUGUGUAAAUAUUAACUAGAUACCACUGAAAUAUAAGUGGAAAAGAUAGUUGAACAUAUUUUUAAACUCACAAUAAGUGAACUUAGGCUUUGUUCUGACUAACAUACUGGAAGAGUAUCUUUCAUACAUCUUUCUGGAAAAGCCUAUAGUCCUGUCAUAAAAUUUUUGUGAAAGUCUUAUGUUAUAAGUACAUGGAAAAAACUCCUGAGUACCUAAAACAAAAAUCUACUUUUCUAGUGAUCUUAGAUUAGCCAAAUUGGUAUAUUGAUGUUAAUUGAAGUUUGACAUAAUCAUAUUCAAACAUUUUCUGAAGUAGAUUUUUCACUGCUUUAUAACUGUAAUCUCUUAAAUUGUGGCCUUGAAAACCAAGCACAAUUUAUGCACAAUCUAAUGAAGCAAUAUUGGAUAUACUAACUAGGCCGAAAGGGGAGGGGGCAUAAACCAGUUAAGAUACUUGGUAGUGAUACUAAUAAAAACAUUUGGAUUUUCAAACAUUUUUUUUGUUUUAUGUUCUUUUAAUUUCCCAUUGAGGGAAAAAGUGUUAUGGCAGAAUUUUUAUUUUUUUUUGACUUUUUAAAUUUUUCCCCUAGUUUUUUAUUUUUCAAAUAUAGUUGACAGUCA
Messenger RNA from Rhinolophus ferrumequinum (greater horseshoe bat), 5042 nucleotides. RefSeq names its product Cbl proto-oncogene like 1 (gene CBLL1). The transcript is spliced from 6 exons. Gene Ontology annotation, molecular function: ubiquitin protein ligase activity. Gene Ontology annotation, biological process: regulation of cell adhesion; protein ubiquitination. The record is from RefSeq and is a predicted model, not a curated record. Lineage: Eukaryota; Metazoa; Chordata; Mammalia; Chiroptera; Rhinolophidae. Bases 227 to 1735 code for a protein of 502 amino acids.